Molecule: messenger RNA, 4875 nt
Organism: Colius striatus (speckled mousebird)
Lineage: Eukaryota; Metazoa; Chordata; Aves; Coliiformes; Coliidae
Gene: CFAP43
Product: cilia and flagella associated protein 43
Exons: 37
Coding region: 1-4812 (1603 amino acids)
Biological process (GO): sperm axoneme assembly; cilium assembly
Cellular component (GO): axoneme
Molecular function (GO): protein binding
Source: RefSeq, a predicted model, not a curated record
AUGGAGCCGGCCGCUGGGGCCCCGAGCGCGGGCCCGGCCGGGGAGCGGCCUCCGGCUGAGGCCCCGCAGAGCCACUGCCGCUCCUCGGCUGAGGAGGCCGCGCUGGAAGUGAGUUGGGUUCAGGGAUCCUCAAACAAGAACUUUGGCUUUAUAAACAAUCACACUAUCUGCUACCCUUGUGACAAUUACAUCCUCUUCCUGGAUAUGGAAACAAAGAAGACAACAGUGCUGCAGUGUCAGAAUGGCCAAGUGGGAGCCUUUGCAGCAAAUGGGAGCAGUGAAGUGCUGGCUUUUUCAGAUCGAAAGCUGAAUCCCAUAAUAUAUAUCUACAGUUUCCCAGAACUGAGUAAACUGACAGAAUUAAAAGGUGAUGCUCAGCUGGACUACACUUUGCUUGCAUUUAGUUUCACAGGCCCAUAUCUAGCCAGUUACUCUUCAAUCCCGGAAUUUGUUCUUUCAGUAUGGAACUGGCAAGAAAAUAUCCUCCUGUGCAGUGAGUCUCAGCCAGGGGUUACAGUGACCUCUUUAAGUUUUAACCCUAUGAAUUGGCAAGAACUGUGUUUUGUUAAUGAGAACUCUGUUACUAUCUGGCAUAUUGAAAGGAAUAAUGAUGAGCACUACCUUAAACGAAACCCUGUGAAACUCCCUGACGGACAAGGGUCUGUGAGUCCUCAUAAGGAUUUGUUUUUCCCAUUUUCUCAUAGUGAAGAUCCAUCCUAUGGCCCUGAUUUGCCUGUUUCAGCCAUUGCUGGACUGGUAGGAGAGGAAGCAGAAACAUUCAUGCCUAGGAAUGAUACUAGGUCUUCAGUGCAUCCUGCUGCCCACUGCUGGACUGCAACCUCAGAAAUUUACGUGAGCUGUAAAGAAGGAGACAUUUUGGCAAUUGAUGCUGAGACACACAGUGUUUCUGUUCUUCAACAAAAACCUCUGCCUGAACAUGUGCGUAAAAUAACAGAUGUGGUGUCAUAUGUUCAGAAAGAAGUACAAAGAAAGAAAGGUGGCAAACCAAAGGAUUUGCAAAAACCAGUUUUAUUUGCCAUGGCAUUUUGUAACGAAGGACUGUACGCAGCUGGAAGUGAGGGCAUUUUAUACUUUUAUCAUAUCAAAGAUCUGCAAUAUGAGAUGAAAAUCUGCAUUGAAAUCCUACAACCGAUAUCCAGCCUCAUAUUCUCUCCUGAUUACACUGUACUUCUGCUUGUCACUGACCAGGGGACAGUCUAUACUUACAAACCUGUUCACAGUGAUGAAGCUGUCAAACUCUUGGAUACAUGCAGCAGUUGUUUUCUGGCAGCUGAUUUUCUUACUCCAGGGAACAAGUACUGCGUGUCUGUAACACUUUCAGGUGAAGUACAAGUUUGGUUCCUGGAAGAUGGAACUUGUCUCAGCAAGAUAAAUCUUGAUAUUGAGGUAACUGCUAUGGCUUGCUGUCCCUCCUCCAACAGUGUUGCUGUAGGGACCAAAAGAGGUCAAAUCUAUUUCUUUGAUGUUACCAAAGUUGAAGCUCCACGAGUUGUUCACCAAAUUUUUCUUUCCGAAUUUCCAGUGCUGUCUUUGCAUUAUGAUCAGAUUGGCCAGUUCCUCAUCACUAGAGCUACAGAAGGACGUGUCUUUAUUCUAGAUGCCCGGCCUUCAAAAUUAUUCCAAGUUCUUGGAUAUGUAGUGUUGGCAGGUGAAGUGCUGGAUCUUUCUAUAGUUUCUGACUUGGAGAAUGACUUAGUUGAAGUGAUGAUACUUCUUAAUGUAGCAGAGGUCCAGCGAACAAGACUUGAAAUUUUUUGUCUGUCUUCAGCACUCACAAGAGAUAAUAGAAAGUAUGUUAAUGAGCAAGGAAUGCUUAAUGCUAGUGCCAUUAAAAAGGAGCAAUAUGAUCUGGAUUACCCCUUGAGCUCAGCAGUCAGACUGAAGGAUAACACUGUGUAUGGCUACUGUAGCUGUGCACCUUUCAUCUGUAAAUACCAUCUCUCUAAAGAGAACAUGUUGGAAGAUCCAUCAGUAUUUUUAUCAGAAAAGAGGAUUCCAAGCAGCCAGUUUGGAUCAGGUUUCCUCUGUUUAUCACCCAACGGCCAGUGGCUGGCAUCAGCAGCAAAGGAUGGUGUUCUGUUCAUCUAUCAUACUUCUACCAUGGAUAUAUUUGCUCAAAAGCACUGUCACUCAUAUCAAGGAGGGGGGAUCAGAUCCAUGGUGUUUUCACUGGAUGGCAAAUUCAUCCUUGUUAAUAGUGAGAAUGAUGGUGUCCUGGUGUGCCUGAAAUGGAAGAAGAUAAAAGAAGUUGAAGUUAAGGAAGCUGCUUUUCACUGGCAGUCUCUUCUUGCUGUACUGAACAAGUCCGCAUCGAAUGAAAAUGUUGUUUUAGAAUCUAUGGCAGAAUGGCAGUUUGACCCAGAAUCCACACUGGAAUCACUUCCAGAAGAGAAAUUUAAGGAGGCACCACUUAAAUUAUCCAAUGUAGAGGUGACAGAAGAAGAUGGAAAUGUCACCAGUUUGCAUUCAGCCAGUACCAAUGACAUGACAUGGAUAGGUCAGAAAAUAAAGAAGGUCAUUAGAGAAGAGACUCAGAGGUUUGCCAACCAGAAGAAAGAGCUGCAAAUGGGAAUUAAAAAGCUGCGUAAAACCAUUGAGAAAAUGAUACAUGAAAAUGAACAGGUGCCAGACAUUGAGAAACUGGAGCUGCAGGAGUUCAGCCUGGAUACAGAAGAAGAGAAAAGAGUGCAAGCAGAGGCUGAACAAGAAGUAUCCAGGGUGAGAAAGAAGAUUGAGAUGGAGAAUUUAGCCAACCAGUAUUUGCAGGAUGUCAUCAAACGUGAGUGCUGGGAUUCUAUGUGUGCAAAAGGACGUUCACUUAAGUGCUUCCAUAUGGCUCAUGAAGUGAAGAAUUAUCCACUGAAGGAACGUAGUCAAGAAGAGCUGGAAACUUUGGAGAAAGUUCUUCAGUUAAAGAAGAUUGAGACAGCUGAUCUUAAGGUUCAGAAGAAAAAUCUUGAGACUGAGUCUGAGACUUUAUCAUCUAAGGAAGAGAGAGAGAAGGUAGAAGUGACGACUGAUGAUAGUGCAUCUUAUUGCCUGAUCGGAAGUCUGAGCUCUCAGUAUGGUGGAGACACAUCUAUCCUAUACCACCAAUGGGACUUGCACACCAGGGAGCAGAAAGUCAAUCAGAUAGUAUUGUUGAAGGACAUCAUUUACAAAGUGAAAACUGCUUUUAAUAAGGAAUUUGACAUAGUUGCACAACAAAAGGAGCGUGAGGUAGCACAAGUGAAAGAAAGAAACCUGAGGAUUCGAGAAAUCUUGGCACAUCUUGAUUUCCAAGUGGAAGUGUGGGAGCCAGCUCUUACAAAUGAGGAGAUACCAGAGCAAGCACUCACCGUUCGGGAUUCAGAGAUUAAAGUUGAAAAAUACUUGACUGAACAAGAGAGAGAGAAAGCAGAAAUGCUGGCCAAGCUUGAACUGGAAAGACACCUUGCUGAUACGGACAAUGACAGACUGCGUGCUCUUAAUGAUAUGAUGGGUGGAGUGCUUGAACUCAAAAAGGAAGACAUCUUAAAAAUGGAUAUUCCUCCACCUCCUUUUAUAUCCAAGCCUGAGGACGUUUGGAAUGACGAAGAAAAGAAAAUAUUUAGGGAAUAUGAGAAAAAAGUCAAGGAGCUGAAUGAAGAAAAAGAAAAGUAUAGAAGGACACUGGAAAAUGAAUUGAAGAGACUUGAAGCUUCCAUCCAGGAAACAACACAAAAUUUUGAUGAGAUUCUGUGCAGACUCUCUGAAAGGAAAGUGACAUUUGAGAUGGUCAUCUAUCAGGAAGAACUCAAAAUAGUCAAUCUCACUUAUGCUUUACUGUUGGGUGAAGAGUUGGACACUAGAGAAGCUGGACUUCGUAAUUUCCUCGUGAAAAAAGAGAAAGAAAAAGUCAAGUCUGCAAAAACAAUCCAGAAUACAAAAGAUAAAAUUGAGGCUUACAUAGUCACCCGUGAAAAUACAGAAGAUGAAGAGAAGGUGAAAAGGAAGGCCCUAACAUUGACAGAGAUGGAGGCAUUUCUCAAGAGGAGAAUGGAUGAUGAUGAGAAGAUUAAGUCAGAAAUAGAAGACAUUUUCAAAGAGCUCAGUUGGCUACAGGAGGAGAAGAUGAAACAUCAAUUGAAUUUGACUGUCCAGUUUUUGCUAAAACAAGGCCAAGUGGAACUGGAAAGUACUGGAAUCCCAGACUACAGGGAUGCUGUUCUCAUUAAUAAGAGUGUUAUUGAAGAACUGAAUUGCUCUAUCAUGGAUCAAGGAGGAAAAAAAAUUGCUAGCAUGGUGGAAUGUAAAGACUUCUCUAAAAGCAUAUUGCAGCUGGAAUGGGAACACAAGAAAAUGGGAAUGCAGAUAGAAGAUCUGAAACAGAGGGCUCGGGAUAUUGUAACAUUACCUAUUUCAAAAGAUCGCCAGCUAUUCCUAACUGAGCUGGACUACGACAGCCGCGUCGCCCGCCACAUUUCAGUGAUGGAGCAGACUCUUGGCAUCAUGGAUAAGCUGCACAAGAAGAACUUGAAGAGCCAUCAGAAAAGAAUUAAAGAGUUGGAGAAGUGCAUCAGUUUAAAAGAACAAGCAAACUACCAGCUCAGCCUGGAGCUGAAAGAAAUGCUUGUCUCUGUUUCGGAAAGGAGACAUAUCUUUGAGGCAGCUGAUACACAGCAUGUUUCUGAAAAGAUUGCAAAGCAGCGUUACCGAGAGGUUUUGAAACAGAAACACCUACGGGAACUUGUAAAGGAACAGGAGAAACAGUUUGAUAUUCUUCAGGCAAAAGUUGAAAGACUGAGAUCAAGAACGUUCCCUGCUCUUUAAAAAUUAGUCCAAGUAGAGGUAUAAUAAUACCAUGCUCUUGUCUAAGAAAAAAGCAUCUAUCCU